AUGCACGGCAGUGAGACCUCCCUGACCAAAUUGAAGGUCAAUUCUGAAGUCAGAUUACAGGAGGAGGCACGAACAGAACAGAGGAAGAAGGGUGUUAUGCUACUCAUCCUGCAUCAUCUCGUAGCUCAUGGAUAUGUGUCAACUGCUGAAAGAUUGCAAAUUGAAGCUAAUGUAUCCAUGAAAAAGUGGACGGUCGCUGAUAAUCUAGAUCUACUCUCCGUUGUCCAGGAGUUUGAAAACUUUUAUCAACUCAAGUUUGGUCGACCUGCUAAACUAAUGAGAGCAUUGAAUUCUGGAGAAACGGGCAUCGACCUUCCAAAACAUUCCAAGUCCAGGAAUCCAACAUAUCAAGAUCUUUCUAGAGAGGAAGGGACGACCAUUCCCGAUUCUGUAGCGAAUUUGACCAGACUCAGUCCAUCAAGAGUACCUCCCAUAACACCCAAAGACAAGAAGCCUUCCGCACAAAUUGCACCAUCUGCAGAACCUCUUUCACGAAAACCUUCAUCGUCUAGUGUGGAAGGCAUAAUUGUUGCCAGCACCACAAUUAAACAACGACCACAACCAAACAGCAUUCCGAUAUUGACGAGGGAAUCGAAAAUACACGAUGAAACUCCCGUCGACGCUCCGGAGGACUUGUAUUCAGAUCGAUUACUGAAACCGAUACCAGGAUAUGGUAACAGUGAAUUCAGAGAACUGGCUUCUAUUAUUACCAGGGACAUCUUCGUGGAGAAUCCCAAUGUGAAGUGGGACGACAUUGCAGGUCUAGAUGCUCCUAAAAGGCUCGUGAGAGAAGCCGUUGUGUAUCCUACCAAAUUCCCAGAAUUAUUCACAGGUAUAUUAUCACCAUGGCAAGGGAUUCUUUUAUACGGACCCCCGGGAACGGGGAAAACCAUGUUGGCAAAAGCAGUAGCUACCGAAUGCAAAACCACCUUUUUCAACAUUUCAGCAAGUAGCAUCGUGUCCAAGUGGAGAGGAGAUUCUGAGAAACUUGUUCGCGUCUUGUUUGAAUUGGCUAGAUAUCAUGCUCCUUCGACAAUCUUUCUUGAUGAACUUGAGUCCAUAAUGUCACAACGCUCAUCAGACAACUCUGAACACGAGGGAAGUCGAAGAAUGAAGACUGAACUUUUGAUUCAAAUGGAUGGAUUGGCUAAAUCUGCUUCUGGAUCGCAACAUGUGUUUUUGCUGGCCGCUUCCAACCUGCCUUGGGAACUGGAUGUUGCUAUGCUUAGACGGCUUGAGAAGAGAAUUUUGAUUGAUCUACCAGACCAAGCAUCAAGAAUCAAUAUGUUUGAACAUCAUUUGAAUUCAAGCAUGGUUGAUUCUGCUGGACGGCGACUUGUUGAUGAGUUGGAUUAUGAAAAGCUGGGGUCACUUACACAAGGCUAUUCCGGAUCUGACAUCAAGCUAGUCUGCAAAGAAGCAGCCAUGAGACCAUUACGUGCAGUUUUUGACAUGCUUGAAAAAGAUGGUGGUGUUGAUUCAAACUUGCCAGCUGCUGAUUUGAGGAAGCCAAUCACCAUGGAAGAUGUGUUGUCGGCCUUGUCAUGCACUCGACCAGCAAGUGAUACACUUUUGGGUGAAAAGUAUCGUAAAUGGCAACGAGAAGUUGGAAGCGAAUAG
Synchytrium microbalum is the source of this 1620-nucleotide messenger RNA. RefSeq lists its product as uncharacterized. The coding region runs from base 1 to 1620 and encodes 539 amino acids. NCBI's taxonomy places the organism in Eukaryota, Fungi, Chytridiomycota, Chytridiomycetes, Synchytriales, Synchytriaceae. The transcript is spliced from 14 exons. The record is from RefSeq and is a predicted model, not a curated record. Gene Ontology annotation, molecular function: ATP hydrolysis activity; ATP binding; protein binding.